Molecule: messenger RNA, 3923 nt
Organism: Musa acuminata subsp. malaccensis (wild Malaysian banana)
Lineage: Eukaryota; Viridiplantae; Streptophyta; Magnoliopsida; Zingiberales; Musaceae
Product: auxin response factor 11-like
Biological process (GO): response to hormone; regulation of DNA-templated transcription
Cellular component (GO): nucleus
Molecular function (GO): DNA binding; protein binding
Source: RefSeq, a predicted model, not a curated record
GAGAGAGGGGUGAAUCAUGGCGUCUUCCAUCAUCGAAAGGUCGGUAUCUUUAUGGCGAAAAGAGAGAAUAAAAAGAUAAAAAGGAGUGCCCCGAAUUCGACUACUCAUUGCAAAUGCUGCGACAGUUUGGCGUGCUUCUUUGGUUGCCAACAAAAAAUUCGACCUUUUUCUACAGCAGCUGGUGGCCCUCCUCUUCCUCCUCCAUUCCUUCCCCUCCGACGACGACCAUCAGAGGCCCACGUCUCUCCCUUUCACUCGCUCUAUUUUUAUCUUCCGCCGCAGCUUUAUAAGCCGACCCACUGGAAACAGGUCUUGGUUCUUAGCGCUGUGGCUGUAAUCGUUUUAUUCUUUCUGCCUGAACUCGACAAUUUGGUCUCUUGUUACUUUGGCUUCUCCGGAUUGAACGAUUCUGGGAUAUCAUUUCGUUUUCUGCUGGCUGGACGCACGGCUCUAUGCUCAGAAGUGGAUAGUGCUGACGCCCCGAAGAUGCUUCCUUCCACGAAAUAAAAGCAAUACGCUUGAAGAUGUAAAUUUGGUGCUCCUGAAGCAAUCUCUUCCAAAUGCUGAUACUGUUACAGGAUAUUUGAAGAGAGGUUCUUGGUUGCAGCAUGAAGAUACUUCUCUUUUGAUGUCCUCCAUCCAAGAAAACGUCGGACCUGUCGGUCUAAAUAGCGCUGCAGUGCUGCAAGAUGAGAUGAAGCUCUUGGGGGAAGCUCCGAGUAUGUCAAGUGGAAGGAAGGUGAUAAAUUCUGAGCUUUGGCAUGCUUGCGCUGGAUCAUUCGUAUCGUUGCCUCAACCCGGCAGCCUAGUGUACUAUUUCCCACAGGGGCACAGCGAGCAGGUUACUGCUUCGACUAGAAAAAUAGCAAACUCACAAAUCCCUGCCUACACUGAUCUUCCAUCUCAGUUGAUGUGCCAGGUUCAUAAUGUUGCACUUCAUGCUGACAAGGAGACUGAUGAGAUCUAUGCUCAGAUGACCCUUCAGCCAGUAAACUCUGAAAGUGAUGUUCUUCAUAUUCCGGAUCUUGGUUAUACUAAAUGUAAGCACCCAACUGAAAUAUUUUGUAAGAUUUUGACUGCAAGUGAUACUAGCACACAUGGUGGAUUCUCCGUACCUCGAAGAGCUGCUGAAAAGCUAUUUCCACAAUUGGAUUAUUCAAUGCAACCUCCAAAUCAGGAGCUUAUUGUCAGAGAUUUGCAUGAUAACCUGUGGACAUUCCGGCACAUCUAUCGAGGACAGCCAAAGAGACACCUUUUGACAACCGGAUGGAGUUUGUUUGUGGGUGCAAAAAGGCUUAAAGCUGGUGAUUCCAUACUGUUUAUUAGGGAUGAGAAGUCACAGCUACUCUUGGGCAUCAGACGUGCCUUCCGUAAGCAAAUAGCCCAGCCGUCAUCUGUACUCUCCACAGAUAGUAUGCAUAUUGGUGUCCUUGCUGCAGCAGCUCAUGCUACAUCAAGUAGGAGCCCAUUCACUGUAUACUAUAAUCCUAGAGCAUGUCCUUCAGACUUUGUAAUUCCUUUAACCAAGUACCAUAAAGCAGCAUAUACCCAAGUACCAAUUGGGAUGAGAUUUGGCAUGAUGAUUGAAACUGAGGAGUCAAGCAAACGCAGAUACAUGGGCACAAUUGUAGGUAUCAGUGACUGUGAUCCAGUAAAAUGGCCUAAUUCAAAGUGGCGAAACCUGCAAGUGGAAUGGGAUGAACAUGGUUAUGGAGAGAGACCUGAUAGAGUCAGCUUAUGGGAAAUUGAAACCCCGGAAAGUCUUUUUGCUUUUCCUAGUAUAACAUCAAGUUUAAAAAGACAAUGUCUUCCUGGAUAUGUAGGUCCUGCAAUAAACAUUCAGUUUGGAAAUUUGAAACCAUUUCCAAAGCCAGCCAAAAAUGGGAAUCCAAACUCGGAGCAUUUAAUUGCUGGUGUAGGGUCAGAAAAUCUUCUAAAUAUUCUUAAUAAACCUACUAGCCAUGAUGGUCUACUUGGAUGUCAUCAGUCCAUAUACUCCAGUAUUUUGCAGAAUGUUAGAAGUGGUGAAAUUUCUAGAAACUUCUCCUUAACUAUGCCAACAUUCCAUACAAUGGGAAAUUCUACCCACCAGGUAAUAGUCUCCACAGCAGCAAUGCAACAGAAACAGCAUCUCUCUCCACAGCGAUGUAUGGUUCCAUUGGGAGAUGUUAUGCCACAAGAACAGAGGCAUUAUUUAGUGCCCCAGGGUGUUGAAUUAGAUUCUGCAUCAAGGACACAUGUAAACUCACAAGUAUCAGGUAGUGAUGAAGUUUCCCCAGCAGAGCCUGAACAAAAAUUUCAAGAUCAUAACACAGGAAACGAGAAUGGAAUCAACCUACGGAGGACUGAAAAUGCAUCAUUAGAUGAAUCCAGUGCUCAGCAAUCAGAGAUGGAUUCUGUGGUGUUGCCAAUUGAUCCGAAUAAGCAAUCAGAUGAUAUGAUUAAAACAAUUUCUCAUGACAUACUGGCAGAAAAUCUGGACCAAUUGCCAAACCAUCAAAAUGUUGAAAGUUUUACUAGCCCAUUUGAUCAUGAUAACAUUGCAGAUCAAAUAUCCGUGAAGCAAGGGCUACAAGUGAAGGUACAAGGUCAUCGCAAAAUUGUUCGGCAGCAAAGUGAUCCGACUGGGGCACAGUCACCUGGGUUAGAAGCAACACAGUCGUCAGAUGUGUGUAAUUUAAAUAACUUGCUUCCGUGUCAAGACUACUUGCAUCAUAACUUGGAUCAUGAUGAAUGGAUACCACAGCAUUCAUGUCUUCAGUCCUUCAUGAGCUCAUCAAGGACACCAGAAGUUCCCUGUAUCAAUGGUAAUCCAGAUUCAUUAUAUCUCUCUGCAGCCGAAAAUGCUGCAACUUUUACUUCUGAUAUAUCUUCUCUAGCAAAACCUCACAGCUUUGAACCCAUAGAGACAUAUCAGCUAUCAUGCAUUUCAGAUUCAGACACGGGGCAGCACUGCACAACUAAUAUUCAAGAAUAUUUAGGCACUCAGUUGAACUCAUUAGAUGAUGAGCUGCUUGUCCAAGGCAUCCUUUCGUCUGAGGUUCACAACAUAGAUGUUCAAGGACAUUGCUGUGUCUUGCAGGGUAUGCCCAAUUCAUGUGGGACAAUGGACUUGUCGGAGGAGAGUAAUACCCAAAGUGAGACAAUUGGCAAUCUCCAUCUUGACCCUAGCAACGAAAGCAUGGAUAUGGGUCUGAUUCCAAGUGUGACUAUAGAAGGCCUCAGUUCCAUAGGAUCUUCCAAGUUUCGUAUAGCUUCAGUGAUGCCAGUCUGCAUUUUCAAUUCAAAUCAGGAACAGAUGUCUAAAAUUACUUCAAUGAGAUUGACAGACUCGGAAUCCUCUUUACAAGACAUCCCUGACUGCUCUGCUGGUACAUCAUCUGGUAGUAUAGCUGCAAAUGAUUACAGGUUAUACCGAGGUUCCAGGAAGCAAGUGUGUCAACAACCUUUAAGAACAUACACUAAGGUUCAAAAGCUAGGAUCUGUUGGAAGAUCGAUUGAUGUGACACGCUUUAGCAAUUACCAUGAAUUGAGAUCUGCAGUGGCCUGCAUGUUUGGGUUAGAGGGACAGCUGGAUGAUGCACGAGGCUCAGAAUGGAAACUUGUUUAUGUGGAUUAUGAAAACGAUGUUCUUCUGGUUGGGGAUGAUCCAUGGGAAGAAUUCAUAAACUGUGUCAGAUGCAUCAGAAUUUUAUCGGCUUCUGAAGUACAACAGAUGAGCCAGGAGGGCAUGCAGGUGAUGGAAGGACUUGUAUAAACCAUCAAUGAAAGUCUAAGAAAUUCCGUACCAUUCUCAGGAUGAUGAAGCGAACUUCCGUAAAGCUACCAUGAUCUUAUGUUUGCGAGCGAACUUUUCAGAAUUUCAGCUUGUAUAUAUAUUUUACUUCUUUUUAAACUAAGGUUAUGAAAGCUUAUUGAGAUGA